This is a messenger RNA of Myotis lucifugus (little brown bat), 1749 nucleotides long. It is a transcript of the gene GPR150, whose product is annotated as G protein-coupled receptor 150. Gene Ontology annotation, molecular function: corazonin receptor activity. Gene Ontology annotation, biological process: neuropeptide signaling pathway. Gene Ontology annotation, cellular component: membrane. The record is from RefSeq and is a predicted model, not a curated record. NCBI's taxonomy places the organism in Eukaryota, Metazoa, Chordata, Mammalia, Chiroptera, Vespertilionidae.
GGAUCCUCUUUGCUCAAAAUGCUGUUAGGUUUCUUGUGUUUGUUUUUCACCUGCUAGUACAGAUCCACAACAUCUCAAACCUUUUUUAUUUUUUUCAUCAAAACUGGUUUCUUGUUUCUUUUCUUUUUUCCUACUGGCAAUCAUGGAACCAUUUUGAGGGGUACAAUCUCAGUCAGGAGCUGCAUCUUUUGUGUGUUGGUCUUGGGUUAAGAGCCUUUACAACGGUCCCGGCAAAACGACCUUCUGUCCAGAUGGGCUCUACGGGUAAAUGGGGAACCCGGGAGGUCCCAGAGCCCAGUGGUGCGAGGCUCCUGCGAGGGUAGCAUGGGGGCCUUGGCGGAGAUGGGAAGGGGAGAAGGACUGGGAGGGCAGACACGGAGAAGGUGGAGAAUAGGAAUCAUGUGUGUUCCUCGAGUGUACAACCCACAUUCGAGUGACAAGUGACGAAGGCAACCUAUGAAAAAACAUCUCAGCACAAAUAUACCGGAAUCCAGCUGCCUCUCUGUGCAAUGUGGGUCUUCAACUAACUUUGGGAACUGACAGAUCCGGCAUCGCGCCGCGCGCAGCCUCGCCUCCCCCUCGGUUUCCUUCGCCCUGCCUAAGGUCUUCGGUCCCUGCUCUUCCUCCAAGGUAAGAAUGGAGUAUCAUUCCUUCAGCCUCCCAACUCGGUCGCCGGCGCCCAACCACUCCGCACCCCUCUCUCUGGGCUGGGGUCUCAACCUGACUUCCGGACGGGAAGUCCCAGCUCCCGGGCCACCGCCGCCCGGCCCGCCCAGCCGCCUGGUCUACCUGGGGGCCAUCCUGGUGGUGGCCGUGGCCGGCAACGCCAAGGUACUGUGCCGCCUGUGCGGCCGCGGCGGGCCCUGGGCGGGUCCCAAGCGUCGCCAGAUGGACUUGCUGCUGGUGCAACUGGCCCUGGCCGACCUGUACGCGUGCGGGGGCACCGCGCUGCCGCAGCUGGCCUGGGACCUGCUGGGCGCGUCGCAUCGGGCCGCGAGCGACCACGAGUGCCGCUUCGUGCGGCUGCUGCAGGUAUCCGGCCGGGGUGCCUCGGCCCACCUGGUGGUGCUCAUUGCCCUCCAGCGCCAGCGCGCCGUGCGCCGUCCCCAGGGGCCGCCGCUGCCCGCGCGCGCCCUCGCCGCCCUGGGCUGGCUGCUGGCGCUGCUGCUGGCGCUGCCCUCGGUCUCCGUGGUGCGCGGGGCCCCCUCGGCGCCUCCCGCCGCCCGCGCCGGGCCCGGAGAGCAUCGCUGCCGCGGCAUCUUCGCGCCCCUGCCGCGCUGGCACCUGCAGGUCUACGCGCUCUAUGAGGCCACCGCGGGAUUCGCGGCGCCGGUCGCGGUCCUGGGCGUCGCUUGCAGCCGCCUGAUCUGCGCCUGGUGGCAGCGCCCGCCCCCGGCCCCAUCUGCCGCGGCGCCCACGUCAAGUCCUGGCCAAGCCCCGGUCCACAGCGCGCUACCGCGCACCAAAGUGCAGAGCUUGAAGAUGAGCCUGGUUCUAGCGCUGCUGUUCGUGGGCUGCGAACUGCCCUACUUUGCUACCCGGCUGGCAGCUGCGUGGUCGUCGGGACCGGUGGGAGAGGGAAUUUUCGAAGACGACGAGGGGCCCCAAGGCCACCAGGCGCUCCACCGCCACCGCUGGCCCCAUCCCCAUUAUCACCACGCUCGGCGGGAGCAGCUGGAGAAGGGCGGCUUGCGCCCCCCGCCGCCACCCCCCUGGCCGCUGCCCUGCUCCUGCGAAAGCGCAUUCUAG